Miniopterus natalensis is the source of this 2698-nucleotide messenger RNA. RefSeq names its product solute carrier family 2 member 4 (gene SLC2A4). The record is from RefSeq and is a predicted model, not a curated record. Gene Ontology annotation, biological process: cellular response to insulin stimulus; dehydroascorbic acid transport. Gene Ontology annotation, molecular function: D-glucose transmembrane transporter activity. Lineage: Eukaryota; Metazoa; Chordata; Mammalia; Chiroptera; Miniopteridae. Gene Ontology annotation, cellular component: plasma membrane; perinuclear region of cytoplasm; endomembrane system.
CGCCAGGCUGGGCCGAAGACCCCCAGUCGCCUCCCUGUCUUUAACUCGCAGCUCCUUUGCCUCCAGCUCCUAAGACAAGAUGCCGUCGGGCUUCCAACAGAUCGGCUCAGAAGAAGGGGAACCUCCUCAGCAGCGAGUCACUGGGACCCUGGUCCUUGCAGUAUUCUCUGCUGUGCUUGGCUCCUUGCAGUUUGGCUACAACAUUGGGGUCAUCAAUGCCCCACAGAAGGUGAUUGAACAGAGCUACAAUGAGACAUGGCUGGGGAGGCAGGGACCUGGGGGACCUGGCUCCAUCCCCCCAGGCACCCUCACCACCCUCUGGGCUCUCUCCGUGGCCAUCUUUUCUGUGGGCGGCAUGGUCUCCUCCUUCCUCAUUGGCGUCAUCUCUCAGUGGCUGGGAAGGAAGAGGGCAAUGCUGGUCAACAACGCCCUGGCAGUGCUGGGGGGCACCCUCAUGGGCCUGGCCAACGCUGCUGCCUCCUAUGAGAUGCUCAUCCUUGGACGGUUCCUCAUUGGUGCCUACUCAGGGCUGACAUCAGGGCUGGUGCCCAUGUAUGUGGGGGAGAUCGCCCCCACUCACCUGCGGGGCGCCUUGGGGACACUCAACCAACUGGCUAUCGUCAUUGGCAUUCUGAUUGCCCAGGUGCUGGGCUUGGAGUCCAUGCUGGGCACUGCCACACUCUGGCCACUACUCCUGGGCAUCACAGUGCUGCCUGCCCUCCUGCAGCUGGUCCUGCUGCCCUUCUGCCCCGAAAGCCCCCGCUACCUCUACAUCAUUCGGAACCUGGAGGGACCCGCCAAAAGGAGUCUGAAGCGCCUGACAGGCUGGGCGGAUGUGUCUGGAGCGCUGGCUGAGCUGAAGGAGGAGAAGCGGAAGCUGGAGCGCGAAAGGCCACUGUCCCUGCUGCAGCUCCUGGGGAGCCGUACCCACCGGCAGCCCCUAAUCAUUGCCAUUGUGUUGCAGCUGAGCCAGCAGCUCUCAGGCAUCAAUGCCGUUUUCUAUUAUUCAACCAGCAUUUUUGAGUCGGCGGGGGUAGGGCAGCCAGCGUAUGCCACCAUAGGAGCUGGCGUGGUCAACACAGUCUUCACCUUGAUCUCGGUGCUCUUGGUGGAGCGGGCUGGGCGCCGGACACUCCAUCUUCUGGGCCUGGCAGGAAUGUGUGGCUGUGCCAUCUUGAUGACUGUGGCUCUGCUUCUGCUGGAGCGAGUUCCAGCCAUGAGCUAUGUCUCCAUCGUGGCCAUCUUCGGCUUUGUGGCAUUCUUUGAGAUUGGCCCUGGCCCCAUCCCCUGGUUCAUUGUGGCUGAGCUCUUCAGCCAGGGACCCCGCCCAGCAGCCGUGACUGUGGCUAGCUUCUCCAACUGGUCGUGCAACUUCCUCAUUGGCAUGGGUUUCCAAUAUGUUGCGGAUGCUAUGGGUCCCUACGUCUUCCUUCUGUUUGCGGUCCUCCUGCUCGGCUUCUUCAUCUUCACCUUCUUAAAAGUGCCUGAAACCCGAGGCCGGACGUUUGACCAGAUCUCAGCUGCCUUCCAUCGGACACCCUCUCUUUUAGAGCAGGAGGUGAAACCCAGCACAGAACUUGAGUACUUAGGGCCAGAUGAGAAUGACUGAGGGACCAGGCAGGGGUGGGAGAGCCAGUUCUCUCUGUCCCCAGAGACCCCCUCCUUUCCUCUGUGGCACUUUAACCCUCUCUUCCCCAUCACAUCCAGGGUGGAGAAAGCCCCUGCAGCCUGGUGGAAUUGGGAAGCUGGAGGGAGAGGUGGUCUUAGCACCCCCUCAUUCCCCUCGUGUGACUUUCUUGGAUUAUUUAUGUGUUGUGGUUAGGCUGUGGCCAUCGAGGUGGGCCAUUCUCCCCUCUUGUCCCUCUCCUCCUUCCUCCAUAGUUCACCCCUUUCCACCUCAGCUCCAGAAUACUUUUGCCCCUCUGCUAGAGAAGAGGGAUUGGAGGAGAGACUCUAGGACUGAGUUUAGUGGGGGUGAACUGAAGUACAGAGCAGGAGUGGACAAGAGAAAUCCAGUUUCCUACCACCUUGGACUCCUCCCACUCUGGCACUUUCUCUGAAUUCUUGUCACAUAGACUCUGGGUGAAGAGGGCUUUGUCUUGAUCCAUCCAAGGCAAAGGAUGAACCCUCCCAAAGUCUGACCUCACCUCUCUCACUAAAGGCUCAGUCCUCUUGCUCAACCUUCCAGGGUGAGAGGGAACACCUGCCCAUAUGUGAGAGGAAGGGAUAACAAGCUCCUGCCUCUAAACUUAAGGCUCUGGGCCCUACUUUGACUGCCCCUGGGACCCCAGCUCUUUCCUCCUCUCCCAUUGUGGAAGGGUGUUGUACCCACAGACUUUUGACCAACUAAAGGAAAGAGAGAUUUGAAAGGCUGCCUAUAAACACUAGGCUGGGAGGAAUCUUCAGAUAUUUUUAUACAUGUUUGAAAAAGAAGGGGUCGCAAGAAGAAAGCAAAAGUCUGUUGUACUAAAUGUAAAUAUAUAGAUACGUAUAUAAAGUCACUGUAUGAGACAAGUGUCCUGUCGUGGAGGCACUCAAGGAUGGGCUCAGACAGGGACGGACCACAGCUUCCCUCCCCACUCUUCUUCUCUAUCCUGCCUCAGCUCCAGGCAGAAGAUUCCUCUGGAUGCUGUCACUCAUGCCCCCACUUAUAUUUCUAGUCAUAGCUUUUAUUAAUAGUAAAUGCUAAUAAGGUGUA